AGUACUUGUUCUGCUAUUGACCCAAAGGAUCUUGCAGCAAGGUACAGAUUGUCUUUCCGAAGCCAUGUUAUUCUCCAAGGACAACGCCCUUCAUUUCACCUAUGAUUCGGAGCAUGUGCAGAUCGAACCAUGGGGUCCAAAUGCUCUAAGAGUCCGUGCAACCAAAUGGCAUAUAUUGCCGGCCGAGAAUUGGGCCUUGACCAUAACACCCCCAAAUUCAAGCCCGUCCAUUUCAAUCCACGAUGACCAUGCCGAAAUCGCCAACGGCAGCAUCACGGCGACCGUAUCGUCACGCGGCAAGAUCAUCAUUCAAAAUGCCAAAGGAGAGCGUAUCCUAGAGGAGUACCAACGCAAUCGGGUCGACGUUGAAGAUCCCAAAUGCUCUGCUCUGUUAGUCGACGCAAGAGAGUUCAAGCCAUUGCUUGGAGGUGACUAUCAUUUGACUUAUCGACUGGAGUCCGUGGACCGAAAGGAGAAAAUCUAUGGCAUGGGCCAGUACCAGCAGUCUUUUCUGGACCUGAAGGGUCUUGACCUAGAGAUGGCCCAGCGCAACUCCCAGGCCAGCGUUCCUUUCAUGCUCUCCAGUUUGGGAUAUGGCAUGCUGUGGAACAACCCUGCCGUUGGGCGCGCCGUGCUCGGCAAGAACAUCAUGAGCUUCGAGGCACAGUCCACCAAGGUGCUGGAUUAUUGGAUCGUGGCCGGCGACACUCCCGCUCAGAUCGUCGAAGCUUACGCAGAUGUUACCGGCAAGGUGCCGAUGAUGCCAGAGUAUGGGCUCGGGUUCUGGCAAUGCAAGCUUCGAUAUCAGACGCAGGAAGAACUGCUGGACGUCGCAAGAGAAUAUCGGAAGAGGAAUCUGCCUCUCGAUGUCAUUGUGGUAGACUUCUUUCACUGGCCAAAGCAAGGAGAAUGGAAAUUUGAUCCUACGUAUUGGGAAGACCCAGAUGCCAUGAUCAAAGAAUUGCAAUCAAUGAACAUUGAACUCCUCGUGUCGAUCUGGCCGACUGUCGAUAAGCGAUCCGAGAAUUACGACUAUAUGCUGGAGCAUGGGAUGCUGAUUCGCCAGGACCGAGGACUGAGAGUCGCCAUGGAUUUCCAGGGUGAUACUGUGCAUGCCGACUUCACAAAUCCUGCAGCUAGAGAGUUUGUGUGGAAGACGGCGAAGAAAAAUUACUACGAUAAAGGUGUCAAACUUUUCUGGCUCGACGAAGCAGAACCAGAAUACAAUGUCUACGACUUCGACAUCUACCGCUACCACAGCGGCACGGUACUGAGCACAGGAAAUGCAUACCCUGUUGACUAUGCUCGAGCGUUCUAUGAGGGAAUGGUCAAGGACGGCAAGCAGAAGGAUGUCUGUAACCUCAUCCGUUGUGCCUGGGCUGGAAGCCAGAGGUUUGGGACGCUACUCUGGAGCGGUGAUAUCGCAAGCAGUUGGGGUAGUUUCCGGGAUCAAUUUGCGGCUGGCUUGAACGUGGGCAUUGCUGGAAUACCAUGGUGGACAACCGAUAUUGGCGGUUUCCACGGCGGUAAUCCUAAGCAUCCCGAGUUCCGAGAGUUGUGCACAAGGUGGUUUCAAUACGGCUGCUUCUGUCCUGUCUUCCGUCUGCAUGGUCACCGCGAACCAAUGCAGCCUCAGCAUGGCACCACUGGCGGUGCAACUUGCAUCUCCGGGGCACCGAAUGAAGUGUGGUCGUACGGCGCGGAAUGUUACGAGAUCAUGAAGAAAUACCUCUUCCUGCGCGAGAGGCUCCGGCCUUAUGUUCGCGAGCUCAUGACUCAAGCGCACGAGAAGGGGACACCAGUUAUCAGGACACUGUUCUUCGAAUUCCCAGAGGACGAGAAAUGUUGGGAAAUAGAGGAUCAGUAUCUCUUUGGGAGCAAGUAUCUGGUGGCGCCCGUGCUGUACAAGGGCAUGGAGAAAAGAGAAGUUUAUCUACCAAAGGGUGCGAAGUGGCGGAGGUUCGAUGACGGAGAGGUCAAGGACGCGGAAGAGGUUGAAGGAGGGAAGACGGUCGAGGUUGAGUGUCCGUUGGCCGUUAUGCCUGUCUUUGAGCGAGUCUGAUACUAUGUACCGUGGACUCGACUAAUGAGGGUAAUGUGCAUUCCAUGUGCAUUCGACCGUCAGGAACGGUUUCUAAAGAGGGAGAGCAUGUCUGGACUUCUCGGUUCUGACGAGGUUGGAAGGUAAUGGGUCGAUCGAUGCCAUCAAAGAAGACAGUGAAGCAGGUUUCUUUCUGGAACAUAGUUCAGGCAGAACUUCAUGCUUUCAUGAAGGGUGUUUAGUGCCGAAUACCCG
Exophiala xenobiotica is the source of this 2296-nucleotide messenger RNA. RefSeq lists its product as uncharacterized. Gene Ontology annotation, biological process: carbohydrate metabolic process. The transcript has 5 exons. Gene Ontology annotation, molecular function: carbohydrate binding; hydrolase activity, hydrolyzing O-glycosyl compounds. NCBI's taxonomy places the organism in Eukaryota, Fungi, Ascomycota, Eurotiomycetes, Chaetothyriales, Herpotrichiellaceae. Bases 65 to 2062 code for a protein of 665 amino acids. The record is from RefSeq and is a predicted model, not a curated record.